AUGCCUGACUUUCGUCCUCCUGACUCUCAAUCUGUCCACUCUACGGCUCGCGACAGUCGGACAAUAGCUUCGCUUGAGGGUGAUGGAAAGGGUGCUGUCGCGGGUCCUGCAGUCCCUGACGGCAAGAACCCAUACUUGGUCGACUUCGAGCCGAACGAUUCUGCAGACGCGCAAACCUGGCCAAAGACCAAGCGUUGGUACUUGACGGCUUUGAGCGCGAUUCUUGUUCUGAACGCGACAUUCGCAAGCGCUGCACCGUCGGGUAUUGUUCCUCAGAUGAUGGAGCAGUUCGGGUUCGGACAGGAGGUUGGCGCCCUCACCAUCUCAAUCUUUGUGGCGGGGUAUUGCUUGGGUCCGAUAUUAUGGGGACCUUUGAGCGAGGAAAUCGGACGACGCCCCGUCUUUAUCAUUGCCUUCACCUUCUACACAGGCUUCCAGGUCGGCUGCGCGCUCAGCCGGAAUACGGCGAGCAUCAUCAUCUUCCGUCUGCUCUCCGGUAUAUUCGCCGCUGCACCGUUAACCAACUCCGGUGGAGUCGUUACCGAUCUCUGGAAGAGCGAAGCUCGAGGGCAAGCGUUGACCUUUUUCGCUGUCGCCCCAUUCGCCGGCCCCGCGCUUGGUCCUCUGGUCUCGGGCUGGAUAGCCGUUGCAGGUGUCUCAUGGCGCUGGCUAUACUGGGUCUUGACAAUCUUCGCGGGGUGUUGCCUGAUUGCAGCCACCCUCACUCUACCAGAGACGUACCCGCCCGUGCUUCUCAAGAAGAAAGCUCAGCGUCUUCGCAAAGAAACGGGGGAUGACAAGUACUACGCUCCGCUGGAGACCCACAAAGAACCCAUCAAUCAACGCAUCAAUCAUAUUCUGGCCAUGCCCUUCAAGAUUUUGUUCCAAGAACCUGUCUUGAUCGCACUAACACUCUACAUGAGCUUCUUGUUUGGAACCAUAUAUCUCCUCUUCGAAGCUUACCCUAUUGUCUUCACCGAGGGCCACGGCUUCAAUCAGGGCAUAUCCGCCUUGAUGUUCCUUCCUAUAUCGCUCGGUGGCGUGGUCGGUUGCAUAUUGUAUCUGGCCAUCUUCAAUCCGCGUUACGCGAAGUUCGCAAGGGAGUACGCCCCUGCGCCUGUCCCUCCGGAGAAGCGACUCGAAGCGGCAAUGCUUGGCGGACCUCUCUUUGCGGUUUCAUUCUUCUGGUUUGGCUUCACAUCAUACCCGGACGUCAGUUUUUGGAGUCCCAUGAUGGCCGGAGGCCUCCUGGGGUUCAGCAUCCUGUUGAUCUUCCUCUCCUCAAUCAAUUACAUCAUCGACAUGUACUUGAUGGCUGCAGCCAGCGCUCUCGCAGCCAAUACCGUCGUUCGCUCCAUCUUCGGUGCUUCAUUCCCGCUGUUUGCAUCCCAGAUGUUCACGGCAUUAAACCCGAGAUGGGCCUCGCUACUCCUAGGCUGCUUCGCGGCUGUUAUGGCACCCAUACCCUUCCUACUUGUCAAGUACGGUCCUGCGCUACGUGCUCGGAGCAAGUUCGCUCCCACGCUCCCCAUCGGUAUCCCAAAGGAUAGCCCCGAGGAGAAGCAGGGCGUAUGA
This is a messenger RNA of Peniophora sp. CBMAI 1063, 1575 nucleotides long. Lineage: Eukaryota; Fungi; Basidiomycota; Agaricomycetes; Russulales; Peniophoraceae. The record is from the annotation of a GenBank genome assembly.